This is a messenger RNA of Cavia porcellus (domestic guinea pig), 1935 nucleotides long. It is a transcript of the gene Arhgdia, whose product is annotated as Rho GDP dissociation inhibitor alpha. The coding region runs from base 226 to 840 and encodes 204 amino acids. Gene Ontology annotation, cellular component: membrane; cytosol; cytoplasm. The record is from RefSeq and is a predicted model, not a curated record. Gene Ontology annotation, biological process: Rho protein signal transduction. Lineage: Eukaryota; Metazoa; Chordata; Mammalia; Rodentia; Caviidae. The transcript is spliced from 6 exons. Gene Ontology annotation, molecular function: protein binding; Rho GDP-dissociation inhibitor activity.
CCGCCCGCCCACGCGGGGCGCGCCGGCCGCAAGAUGGCGGCGAAGCUCGCCGCCCCACCCACUGCUCAUGCGCAGUCGGCUCCGCCCGCGGGAGCGGAAGUUGUGUGACCCCGGAAGUGGCCGUCCGGGCGGCGGGCGGCGGACGACGUUCGUCACUUGGUGCGGGAGGGAGCACGAGCGCGGUGGUCGAGCCCCCGGUUUCCCAGACCCAAGCUAGAGGUGAGCAUGGCAGAGCAGGAACCCACAGCAGAGCAGUUGGCCCAGAUCGCAGCAGAGAAUGAGGAGGAUGAACAUUCAGUCAACUACAAGCCCCCAGCCCAGAAGAGCAUCCAGGAGAUCCAGGAGCUAGACAAGGACGAUGAGAGCCUGCGCAAGUACAAGGAGGCCCUGCUGGGCCGUGUGGCCGUGUCUGCUGACCCCAACUGUCCCAACGUCAUCGUGACCCGUCUGACCCUUGUGUGCAGCACAGCCCCCGGCCCACUGGAGCUGGACUUGACAGGUGAUCUGGAAAGCUUCAAGAAGCAGUCCUUUGUGCUCAAGGAGGGUGUGGAGUACCGGAUAAAAAUCUCUUUCCGGGUUAACAGGGAGAUUGUGUCUGGCAUGAAGUAUAUUCAGCACACCUACCGGAAAGGCGUCAAGAUUGACAAGACCGACUACAUGGUGGGGAGCUACGGGCCUCGGGCAGAGGAGUAUGAGUUCCUGACCCCCAUGGAGGAGGCACCCAAGGGCAUGCUGGCUCGGGGCAGCUACAACAUCAAGUCCCGCUUCACAGAUGAUGACAAGACUGACCAUCUGUCCUGGGAGUGGAAUCUCACCAUCAAAAAGGAGUGGAAGGACUGAAGCCUGGCCAGGAGGCGGGCAGGGUAGACAGACGGAUGGACGGACAAACAUGACCCUCCCCAUUUCCAACCCUACCCCAAGCCAAAGCGCCGACAGGGCCCCUCCCCACCGUUGUUCCCCUUCAGUCCAUCUCGGGGAACUCUUCCACCUGUCCCCUGCUCUCCUGCCACAGGCCCCUAUGGUCUCUAGUGUCACGUUGCUGCUUCUGCCUGUGCCGUGUCGGGAUGGGGGGCUCCAGCCCGACCCUCCCCAAUCUCCAGAUUUCCUUUCCCCGUUCUCCCCCAGGCCCAGACUGGGCCCUGGUUUUCAGAAGGGUGUGGAGUUCUGUGGGGCUGCCAAGCCUCAUUUCCACCUCAGCUGAGCUGGGGUACACACUGCCGGGCCCUGGUCAGUCCACCCACUACCCUCACCCCCGCCCAGACCAUUUGUCACUGUCAGUCACCGUCUAACCAUGAUGCCUUAACAUGUGGAACGUGUGCUGGGGCCUUGCUAACCCUAACUCCCUCUCUGCAUGAGCAUGUAGUCUCCCCACCCCUGCCCUGUCUGUGACCCGCUGACCUGGGAAGGCCUGGGGUGUGCUGCUCUUGCUCCUGCCCAGCCUGCCAGGGCCUGGCCAGCCCUCUCCCUACUCCAGCCAGGGCUUUGGAAGGGCCAGAUUGCCAAAACUGAGUGCCCCAGCCCCAUCUGGGAGGCAGGUGUGCUCUGCCUUUUCUGCCACCCCAGGCAGUGCUCAUGUCCCCCUCCCCACAGAGAGCCCUUGGGGGACAAAGCCAGCUGCUGAGCCUUACUUGUCCCACCUGGGCCCAUGGCCCCAAAACCUUGUGCCUGGCCUGUCAGUAUUUAUUGCCUCCAUUCAUAUUGUCCUCUGGACCAGCUGGCCUGCUGGCUCUCAGUGCCACCAUCCCCAGGCAGGCCCUCCCUGGACCCAGCCAGGACAAACAUGGGACCAAGUGCGCACACAGUUGGGAGCUGAUUCCUGUGCCUCCCCUCCCCCUCCCUGGUCCCCAAGUGGUGUUUGUCAGGCCCAGGCCUUGACAGGCAGAGGAGCCUGUCCUUGCUUCUAUUCUGACCGGGAAAUAAACACCCCUGAAGGAG